CUCCGCGCGGGGGAUGCCGGGAGGGCGGCGCGGCCCCGCCCGCGCUGCCGCCGAGCGCGCCCGGAGCCGCCAUGAGCCGCGCCAAGUUCAUCGAUAUUGGUAUUAACCUAACAGAUCCUAUGUUCAGAGGAAUCUACAGGGGAACACAGAAACAUCAAGAUGACUUUCUGGAUGUAAUAGAGAGAGCAGUCAAAGUUGGCAUUAAAAAGUUUUUGAUUACAGGUGGGAGUCUAGAAGAUAGUAAAGAUGCAUUGCAGCUGGCACAGACAAACGAUAUGUUUUUCAGUACAGUCGGCUGUCAUCCUACUCGCUGUGGAGAAUUUGAGCAGAGUAGCCCUGAACAGUAUUUAUCUGAAUUAAAAAACCUGAUUGAAAAAAAUAGGACAAAGGUAAUAGCAGUUGGAGAAUGUGGCUUAGAUUUCGAUAGAUUAGAAUUUUGCCCAAAGGACAUCCAACUCAAGUAUUUUGAAAAACAAUGUGACUUGUCAGAACAGAUGCAACUGCCCAUGUUUCUGCACUGUAGAAACUCACAUGCUGAAUUUUUAGACAUAAUGAGAAGAAACAGAGAUAGAGUUGUAGGAGGGGUGGUACAUUCUUUUGAUGGCACAAAGGAACAAGCAGCAGCUCUAAUAGAUUUGGAUCUUUAUAUUGGAAUAAAUGGCUGUUCACUGAAAACAGAAGCCAACUUGGAAACACUGAAAACAAUUCCUUGUGAACGAUUAAUGAUAGAGACUGAUGCACCUUGGUGUGGAGUGAAAAAUACUCAUGCUGGAUCAAAAUACAUUAAAACUACAUUUCCUACAAAAAAGAAAUGGGAAAAGGGGCACUGCUUGAAGGACAGAAAUGAACCCUGCCAUAUAAUGUAAUUUUUAAAACUGAUCCAGCCCUGGGGAUCAGGGGACAGUCCCACAGGUGGGACAGUGCUGAGGCACAGGCUGCUGCUGUCACAGGCCUGUGACAUGAACUGCCACAACAUGCACUUUAUCAGGGAUGUUUCUUCCUUCUGCUGUUGUGCUUCAAAGAAUCUGAUCCUGUGAAAUUUAGAUAUGAAUGACAGCAGCCAAGAUACAGAGUAGUAAAAGAAAACUCCAGGGGCUUAUGAACAGAAUUGAUAAGCACAGACCCUGCUUUCUGCCUCCUUUCCACACAGUUCCUCACAGAAGUGUGAAAAUCAGGAAAGUGUGUAAUUGGUUUAGUGAAAAUGUUUAGUUAUCUGUAUUAAAUACUAUUAAUAGAUGAAAUACUGAAUUUUCAGAAUUCUGUGUCUAGAUUUUGAAAUACUGCUCAGGAUAGUACUAAAGAUCCAGGUAUGCAGCAAGGUGUCUAAACAAGAAUUUGAGAAGUGAACUCUGAUGCUUUUUGAGACAUGAAGGAACUUGGAAAACUGCUGAUGAUGUAAAAUCACAGUUUAAGCUUACAUGGUGACAUCUCCUAGUGUUCAGAUAUACUUAAUGUAAUUAGGUCAAUAGUAAUACUCGUUGAAUUUUUUUUUUUUUUUAAUUUUAAAAGUGAAGAGGACACAUUAGCACAGAAGGGUUGCUUCAGUAUUGUAAGAUUUUCUAGGGUCAGUCCAUAAUUUUGGAGUGGGGGAAGAGAUCAAUAGGAAACACUCUUCUGAUCACAAGUGAAGGGCCUCUACUGUUACUAUUUCAACCAGCUCGUAUGUCAAAAACAACCACACAUAUUUGUCUGCUGCCUUAGUUGUAGUUUAUAGAAAUGUUUCAGAAACCCCCAAACUCGAAAUGUACAGUCUAUUCUGCAUAGAUGCAGUGUGCACAAAUGCUCUAAAGAUCAUUACACAAAUGCUAUGCUUUGGCAUGUUCAUCCAAUUUAUUUUGCCUCCUCUUCUUGGCUUGUAUCAAGGUCCUGAGCCUUUUGUAAUUGCUUAUUUAAUAUUUACUGCAAAUACCUGGUCACAUUAAUCACAAUUAAGCUAAAGAAUGCGGAAGGAGGAGUAAGUUACUUUGGCAGCACUGUGCUCUGAUCAAGCUGUAUCUGGAAUUUAAGAUUUACCAUAGACCAGUCUAUUCAUGGUACAGCUUUAGCCUUGACAGGCUAAUGAAUUUUUGUUUGAAAAAUGAAGAUCAUUGAUAAAGACACCCACAAAAUGACACUUCCUUCAAAACAGAAAGCUGUUUAAUUACCUCCAAACAAGAGUCAAAAGACCAAAGAUGAAUCUGUACCAGUAAGCAAACCAGUGUUCAGUGUAAAAGAAAUGGCAGUUAGUAACUUAAAAGUGAAGCUAUUUGCAUAUCUGAGCACCCUGCCCUAUUGCUCUUAGUGUAGGUUUUUAUUCCAGCUUAAUCUUAGUGAGUUGUACAUACACAUGCAGCAAUCUGAAGUACAUUCUGAAGUACUGGGUUUCAGUCUUCUAAUAUAAAUCUUUCUUUUUUAGUCAAAUACUGGAAAUAAUGGCGGCAGUAAGAGAAGAUGACCCACUUGAGUUGGCCAAUACUCUAUAUAACAACACCAUUAAAGUCUUCUUUCCAAAUA
Vidua chalybeata is the source of this 2493-nucleotide messenger RNA. RefSeq names its product TatD DNase domain containing 1 (gene TATDN1). Gene Ontology annotation, cellular component: cytosol. The record is from RefSeq and is a predicted model, not a curated record. The transcript has 12 exons. Bases 72 to 866 code for a protein of 264 amino acids. Gene Ontology annotation, molecular function: 3'-5'-DNA exonuclease activity. Lineage: Eukaryota; Metazoa; Chordata; Aves; Passeriformes; Viduidae.